ACACUCCGUUGUUUUCAUCAGAGUAGAUGUGUCGUUGACGACGAUUUGCAGACUUCCUUGACCCAGUUUUUGGUAAUUUAUUCGGCUUGGUAGCUCGGCUAGUUAGUUAACUACUUCUCUGAUCGAGUCGCUUAUAAAAAAAGCGACUUGAUUUAGCUAAAUAACGAGCUUUUCUUUGUGUAAUCAGGUCGUAUAAAGGGAUGCCGCUGCAGACAGACUCCGACGGACGACAACAGUCUCUGGAUUUAAUCUCAUCGCAUUUAAUCGGCAAAAGCAGUUUUUCUAUAAAUUUAAAAGGCCUCAGAAUAACGCAUCCUCGACCGAGUGCUUGUGUAAGAUGCUUAAAGACGAGUAGGAAUUAAAGUUACUCCGCUGAAGAAGGAAAUAAACGCAGAUAAUAAGCAAGCUAGAUAGCUAACAUUAGCGUCAACAAAAAGCGAAUCUUUUUUUGCGUCGCAAGAGUCGCUAUUUGGGGUGAAGAAGACGAGUGUUUUGACUGUUCAACUUGGUCUUUUUCUGCUGGAAAAUACUGCUAGAUCGCAAUGAAACUGUUGGAAAGCUCCAGCUUUGAAGCCCUCAGCUCCCGGCUGUGUGUCGAAACAGGAGAGUCCCGCAUCCUUGGCAGGAUGGAGAGCUACUCCUGUAAGAUGGCAGGGGACGAUAAACAUAUGUUCAAGCAGUUCUGUCAGGAGGGGGAGCCACACGUCCUGGAGGCCCUCUCUCCUCCUCAGUCCACCAACGCCACCAGCCCUUCACAAAUGGGGAAGAGCAGUGAGGACGGGGAGAACCCUUUGAGUGACAAGUGUUGCAGGAAGACUCUUUUCUACCUCAUCACAACGCUCAACGAGUCCUUCAGGCCGGACUACGACUUCAGCGCCGCGCGGGCCCACGAGUUCAGCCGAGAGCCCAGCGCCAACUGGGUGGCUAAUGCAGUAAACAGCAGCUUGUUCUCAGCUGUGGGAGAGGAGUUCAACUCUCUGGGGCCGGAGCUGUGGAACGCCAUCGACCAGGAGAUUAACCUGCAGAGCUGUGACAUUUACAGCUACAACCCUGAUCUGGACUCGGACCCUUUUGGUGAAGAGGGGAGCCUCUGGUCCUUCAACUACUUCUUCUACAACAAGAAACUGAAGAGGAUUGUAUUCUUGACGUGUCGCUCCGUCAGUGUCUUGAGUGGCUAUGGCAGUGAUUGUCUUGAUAAUGAGCUGAACAUGGAGCUGGAUGACGAGGAGGAAAUGGACGGCUUCACUGAGGACCGGUUCCCCAGAGCUCUGUGCGUGUGAAUUUCCCAGAUGGACACGCCUCAGCCAAAGAAUAUCUAGGCUUUUCCUCCUCCUCCUCUCAUUUUUCACCCCAUGUACCUUUUUUGUUGUUGUUUUUCUGGAUUUUGCUGCAUCAUCCAAAGCCAUUUUCACGCUUUAGACCAAUGCAUGUUUGAAGCCUUCUCUUCUGCUGGCAGUGAACUGUGUACCGUGAGCUGGUGGACAUUUUUUAAAGACCCCGCGGUAGCUUGAACGCUCCUUCUUUCUCCAGUAUGGAUUUUGACCCCAAGCACACACACAUAUAUAUGGGCUUCUCUACACCUGCCACAUUUCCAAAAAGACCCCUUCAUGGACACUUGAGAAGAAGAAGGUCUUGUAAUGGAUGAGUGGCCAACAAAGACUGCGAGCGAGCGGAGUUUCUUGCAAACGAUGUCACAAAAGAGGAGUCCAGAAAACACCAGCAUCAAUGAAACCAGACAGAUUAAGACUUGAUGAUAUUCCUACCAGGGAAUUGGCCGGGCAGGGUCCGUUAAGACUAACUUACCGAUCAGCGGAGAACUCAUCUGUUGUUUCAUUAUUUGCUAUUUAUGUGUGUUGCUUUUUACGUGUGACAGUGACGUUACUGUGAGGACUUUUUCAGCACUGAGUUUGACAUUUUAAACCGCUGCAUUUAUAACUGAAACUUAUAUUAUUGAAUCUUAUUACUGCGAACGCUCGUCUGUAGUUUUGACAGUAGGGCACGGCCAAGGAAACUGUUGGCACCUGGGUUGCAGCUUAGAAAACAUCAGCGUUUAACAAAGGUCCCAUUGUUUUGUUUCAAUCCACCGUUAUCCUGUUCAAUGAUUCAUUUUAUACGUCAUUUAAAUCCAGCAUUUUUUUUUCACUCUCCCCUUAAUCUAUUCCCAGUUAACCCCCCGUUUCUAAACGUCUUGUCUUGCCAGUGUUUUUCUUUGCUCAUUACCUCAGUGCAAAGGCUUCAUUGAAAGUGAAUGUAUAGUACAAUUUAGAGGAAAAAACAUUACAGUAAAAUGGCUGACAUGUUGUACAUUGUUUUUUAGAAAAGCUCCUUUUACGUUCCUUAAAAGUGGUUAGGAGUUGUGUCUUUUUCUUGACUGCUCUGUGCUUCGUUUGAUUGGCAGAUAUAUUACAGAUGUGAAUAAACUGUUUGAAUCAUA
Messenger RNA from Sebastes umbrosus (honeycomb rockfish), 2434 nucleotides. It is a transcript of the gene maf1b, whose product is annotated as MAF1 homolog, negative regulator of RNA polymerase III b. Gene Ontology annotation, cellular component: nucleus. Gene Ontology annotation, biological process: negative regulation of transcription by RNA polymerase III. The record is from RefSeq and is a predicted model, not a curated record. Gene Ontology annotation, molecular function: RNA polymerase III core binding. The transcript has 8 exons. Lineage: Eukaryota; Metazoa; Chordata; Actinopteri; Perciformes; Sebastidae. The coding region runs from base 543 to 1280 and encodes 245 amino acids.